AUGAACAUGAACAAAGAAAAAAAGAAUAAAAAGAGAUCCAUAGGAAAAAAUGGUGAGAGAAAAGAGGAGAGAAAAUUUGUGCGUUACCGUGCCGACCUUGUUCCGGUGCCCGAUUUCAAUGGACGUGAUGAAAUCUCCGGUGAGUCUAUGCACUGGCGUCACAUACGAUCGCAGCUCCAUUGAAAAGUGGCUUUCUCUAGGACACAACACCUGCCCCGCCACCAUGCAAACCCUGCUCUCCACGCACACCACCCCCAACCUCACCCUUCGCCGCCUCAUUCACCAUUGGCUCUUGCAUCCUGACAUGUCUCCCUCGCCACCUCUGCCGCUCCCGCCGGCGACUUCCAAACGACAAGUUAGGGAAAUCAUCAACGGUUCAGUAAGCUGCGAUUCUCUAUCGAAAAUUGUUGAUUUUAUGAAGGCUUCAGAGGAGAAUUUGAAGUUUAUUGCGUUUUCCGAUGAUGCCGUUUCUAAAUUUGUUGAAUUUUUCGGAAAUUGUAAAGAAAUUGAGGUUUGUGAACUGAUUGUUGAACUUCUGGAUUUGAUUUUAUCGGAAAAUGGAGCGAAAGAGAAAUUGAAUAGCUUGAUUUUGAAGAGCAAUAAAGAUAGUUUAUCGUCAUUCCUUUUGGUGCUACGGGAAGGAAGCGUGAAAUCGAAGAUUAAAUCGGCGAGGAUUUUGGAAUUAAUCGCUCUUAAUUCCGAGUCUCAACGUAAGAUCGCAGAAAAUGGAGGGAUAUUGUACGAACUGUAUAGUUUGAUCGCCGUGGAAAAAGACCGGCUUGCAAUCCAAGCCGGUUUGUCAGCUUUAUUAGCUAUUUCAACUUCGAGACCGGUUCGGAAGGAGUUAAUCCUGUUCGGGAUCGUAAAAACAGUUGGGGAAAUUCUCUCCAAUACGAAUACAGUUCGUGCAGUUAUUGAGAAGGCUCUAGGAAUCCUGGAAAUGGUUGCCACGUGUACGGAGGGGAGGGAGGCGAUUAGUGAAGACGAGAAAUGUGUGGUAGAGAUCGUAAGGAGGCUGAUGAAAUGCUCCAAUGUAGCGACGGAGCACGGUAUUACGGUGAUCUGGAGCGUGUGCUACUUGGCCCGUGAUCGGACAGCUCAGGAGAAGGUAAUGAAAGUCAAUGGAUUGACAAAGGUACUACUGGUAAUGCAGAGUGAUUGCUCAGUGAGUACAAGACAGAUGUGCAGGGAACUAGUCAAAGUUUUGAGGGUGAAGAAUUCGAAGUCUUGUUUGGCAAGUUAUGAGACUAAGACAACUCACAUUAUGCCUUACUGAAUUAACUAACAAUUUUCUGAAUUAUUUUUCAAUUUUUUGGAGACAUGGUUGGGUUAGGUAGCCAAAGACCUAAUGUUGUAAAUCAAAAGGGAACACGAAUUUUGACAUGGAAGACACACAUACAAAUGAAAAUUUUCAUUUUCUCAACAUUAUUAUUGAAUUU
Molecule: messenger RNA, 1439 nt
Organism: Olea europaea var. sylvestris
Lineage: Eukaryota; Viridiplantae; Streptophyta; Magnoliopsida; Lamiales; Oleaceae
Product: U-box domain-containing protein 28-like
Exons: 1
Coding region: 50-1276 (408 amino acids)
Biological process (GO): protein ubiquitination
Molecular function (GO): ubiquitin protein ligase activity
Source: RefSeq, a predicted model, not a curated record